GGAAAACAUUCACGUUCACAGCCCUGUCACUAUCACUGUCACAUCGGCUGCCACAUCAGAGCUUAAAGCUGAAGCUGUAGAACCGGAUACUUGCAAAUGAACGAGGAUCGGCACGCGUUGUAUCGUGUUCAGCUAUAGCCCAUGGAUCCAUAAUCUUGAUAUUCAUCUCACCAACGCGCAGACUGGGCGCAAUCCAGUCAACACUUAAAAUUGGCUUCUGCUUCGAGUUGGCCUAAUGAGGCAUUCUUGAUAGUCCAUGUUCUCGUAUCUGAUUCCCUCGAACUAAUACAGUUCGCUGGUUAGGAAUCGUCAAGCCUAUCUAUACAUCCGAUUUGGAACUUCACUUUCACCAUGUGGCCUUCACUUUCAUCCUUCAGGCCCUUUGGAGGCGUUGCCUGCCCUGCUGGCGCCAAGUGCGAAGCCAUCAACUGCUUGUUUUCUCAUGCUCCUACACCACCAAAACCUCAAAUCAUUUCGUCGGAGAUAUCUGCUCCGGAUAUUCAAGAGCGCGAGCCUAAGAGAUUGAAGAUCGACGACAGCGCGAAGAAAUCGGUCCCAUCAUUCCCUCACCCGAAACCUACCGUCUUCACAGGCUCGCUCGUCAACAAAGAAACAUCGGCUCUUGGACACAAGACUAUCACCGGUGCAAACCACGACUCUACAUCGUCAAAGUCUCAAGACCAAAAAUCUACAGUUCCAAGGUCUGUGAUUAAGACCGUCUCUCCACCACCUAAGACAACCGGUGCAAAGGCAGCCGUGCCUGAUCCGGAGGUCAAACUAGCUCCACGUAAGUUAACUAAAGAGCCUGCCCAGCUCGCAAAGCGUUUUACAUUACUUAAGGCACUUCGCCAAUAUAUGGUGCCUCUUAACGAUAAAGUUUCCAAAAGCCCAGAUCCCGCCAUCAAAAAGCUUCGGUUGACCGACAAUCAACUGAAUAAAGUUGCUAUUGACGAGGAGGCAAGGUUCGGCGAACAGCACGGAACUGUAUACGAGAACGUUCUGAAACAACGACUAGUCGCCCUUAAGAAGAUGACCGUGGACACUUGGGUGAAGGAGAGACAAGUCGCAACAGCGCCCAAGAAAAGUGUUGAGCCCAUAAAAGAAAAGCCGAAACCCGUAGAGACAGGAUUAUCAGAGAAAGAGGAGGUUGCUUUUCUUUCACAUCUAAAGUCUUCGCAGGACGGCCUGGAUGCGCAUGGUUAUGUUACUAAGUUACCGACCCAAGCCGAGCUGGACAACACAUGGCAGACGCUUGCAGCGGCUGAUCAUUGGGAGAAAUGCGACAGAUGUAACACACGCUUCCAGGUCUUCCCCAAUCGGCGAGAAGAGGACGGUGCUUUGACGACAGGAGGUCGAUGUAAGCACCAUUGGGGAAAGAAGAUGUGGCCAAAGACUGCAAAGGGUCACAUGCCGGGAUCAUCAACAUGGACGUGUUGUGGCCAGACAGUAGGGAGUGAAGGUUGCACCACCCACGAGACCCAUGUGUUCAAGGUUUCUGACCCGAAACGUCUGGCAACAAUUAUGCCAUUCGUGGAGACCCCAGAGAACGCUAGAGCCGAUCCUCACGCCGCCAUUUGCUUUGAUUGCGAAAUGGGAUAUACCACCAAAGGGUUGGAGCUGCUGCGCGUUACAGCGGUGUCCUGGCCGUCACACAAGCCUGUGCUAGAUGUCUUAGUUCGACCACUAGGACAUGUCCUUGAUCUAAACACACGGUUUUCGGGUGUUACUUCUGAACAAUUUCUUGGUGCUCCUGAUUACGACGCGAAGAAGCCCUCGUUUGACGCAAAGAAUCUCCAAAUCGUCGACUCGCCUCAGUUUGCAAGGGAUCUCUUCCUGUCUUUGAUAUCCCCAAGCACACCCUUACUCGGUCACGCACUUGAAAAUGAUCUCAACUCUAUUCGUUUGAUACAUCCCGUCUUCAUCGACACGGUCCUGCUCUAUCCUCACUUCAAAGGGCUUCCAAUCCGCAACUCACUUCGGGGGCUCGCGAAGACACAUCUUAACCUCGAGAUUCAGCAGGCAGGAGCAGCAGGUCACGACAGUUAUGAAGAUGCACGAGCUACUGGCGAGCUUAUCCGGUAUAAAGUUGCCACUGAGUGGAAGAAAAUGAAGAGAGACGGCUGGACGAUCAGUGAAGAUGGAUUAUUACCCCCAGUGCCGUCUGGCACGCCUCCAACACAGUCGACUACAUCUGAGAGGACGAAGACGAGGAUUCUCAGGUUAAUGUGA
Messenger RNA from Aaosphaeria arxii CBS 175.79, 2229 nucleotides. RefSeq lists its product as uncharacterized. The record is from RefSeq and is a predicted model, not a curated record. Gene Ontology annotation, cellular component: nucleus. The transcript has 3 exons. Lineage: Eukaryota; Fungi; Ascomycota; Dothideomycetes; Pleosporales. Gene Ontology annotation, molecular function: exonuclease activity; nucleic acid binding. The coding region runs from base 352 to 2229 and encodes 625 amino acids.